ACUCUUCUACAGUCGAAGUUGGCUGCAAAGAGACUCCAGUGGAUUCAAUUUUCAAACCAAAAAACGGUAAAUAAAAUCCGCCAAAAAUUGAAAUGGUAUUACAGAGAUAUUGAAUCUUAGACCCGCAAUACCAAUCAUUAGACCCGCAAUACCAAUCAAAAUCAUUUAUUCAGGUUCUUUCGUUUUUUUCUUUCUUUUCAUACCCUAGAAAUACAAGAAAAAUCCCCAAAUCAGGACACCUGAUUCUCAUGGCUCAAAGUAACUCCUAUGAAGAAGCACGGAAACUACGAUUAGAAGAUAAUAAGAGAAAAUUUCAGGAAUUGGGUGUUUUUAAAGAUGGCCAACAGUCUAUCAAAUGUCAUCAGAAAGAAAAACAAUACUGCGGUAAAAAAUCAAGUGAAAUCAAAGAGAACUCCUGUAAACCCUGAUUUUGUGAGACGCUCUUCACGACCUCGGGAGCAAGUUACUUACACCGAAAAUCUUGGGCUCAAAAAUUGCAAAACAAGCUACAUAGCAACAAGAGUUGUGACUUAUGCGGAACGAUCCGAUGCACUGAACCGUGCCAUGAGCUUUCAAAGUGGUUUACUGUCUGGAAAUCCAUCUUUUGUUAAAUCAGUGUUGCAUUCACACGUGUCUGUGCUGUUUGUACCAGUGGAAAUUCGCAACAAUCACCUUCCCAGGGAAGCAGAAGUACGGAUUGUGUUUGAAGAUGAAGACGGUUCAGUGUAUGAAGCAAAAUACAAUGGAGUAUAUGGACUACUCACUACUGGAUGGAAAACAUUUUUCAUGGAUCAUAAAUUGGAUAAUGGAGAUGCCCUGGUAAUUGAGAUUAUUGAGCCAACAAGAGUUAAAGUACAUAUAUUUAAAGUGCCCAACGACGUCAGUGAAGUGAAAGUUGAUGAGCUAAAGAACACUGAAGAAAGUAACUCUAUCAAGACAGUGGAUGUGAACAAAUUGCCAAGGCUACAAGGAGACGAAGUCCGUAACCCAAAUAAAGUUGAACACUGUGAUACAAGAAUCACAAUGCUGAAGAAUUAACACUAGAUCCUUGCUCAAUCCAGAGCUGAAUUUUCUGCGGAUGAACUCAGACCUAACAAAAUCUAAACUGAUUGGAAAAAAAUCUUUUCGUAGAAGGUAACCUUAACUAUCGAAGUGUUGACAACAAGAUCCUUUUGAUUAUAAAAAACAGUUCUACUAUGUAUAUGAUAAUUGAUUGAGCUAGAAAAAUUCCUUCUACUUGCUAAAUGCUAAAAUUUUGUGCAGUAUUUUUGUGUCUAAUUACAAUGAUUCUGAAAUUUAAUCGAGUGCAUCUGAUGUUAAGGAAUACGUGG
This is a messenger RNA of Papaver somniferum (opium poppy), 1331 nucleotides long. RefSeq names its product B3 domain-containing protein Os05g0481400-like. Lineage: Eukaryota; Viridiplantae; Streptophyta; Magnoliopsida; Ranunculales; Papaveraceae. Gene Ontology annotation, molecular function: DNA binding. The record is from RefSeq and is a predicted model, not a curated record. Bases 337 to 1038 code for a protein of 233 amino acids. The transcript is spliced from 6 exons.